GCAGCAGCAAUUAGCAGCAUCCAGAUCAGUGCGAGGGAUCAGUCAUCUCUGUCUGUGUCUACCCAGCCUGCUGCAGGAGAAGCCCCCUCCCCUCCUGUGGGACUCCCCCCUAACUCUUGGGUUUCAGAUGACCACCUCUGCCUGACCCCACCAAGAGACAUCCCACCUCUGCAUUGUAAUCACUGUCAUUUACACUUCAGCUUCCAACCUGUCUACAGCAGAGCUGACUGCUGCUCAUCCACAAGGAGGAGGGGGGCUGUGCAUGGAUUAAGACUUUUUUGGGGGGAAGUGAACAUGUCAUGUCUCUUUUUUCCAGGCAUUGCAGACUUGUAACAUGCUGGGAGCCUGCCGGGAAAGUGGGUGUAUGAAGUAGAGGCAGCAGACAGGGCAGAGCAAGUCCCCAGCAGCAUCUUCUGGAUGAGGAUCUCCAGGGGAGCAGAGGCAGGAGAGCUCCUCAGCUUUGGAUGGUCCCUAAGGAGUUAUGGAUGUUGAUGCCCUAAAGUCUCCAGCACAGAGCAGAGUCCUGGGAGUCAGUGGUCACCAGAUCCCAGCUCACCCCACAUUGGAUUUUAGCUUUCCAGUAUGUGUCUUUCCAUGAGGCAUCUUCUGAAGCCCUCAGUACAAUGUGGAAAUGGAUACUGACACAUGGUGCCCCAGGCUUCUGUCACCUGCCUCGCUCUCUGCUCCUCUUGUUUUUGGUCUGCUCCUUGUCUGUCACCUGUGAUGAGGUCUGGGGGAGAGGGUCAGUGCGCCCCCCGGAGAUCUCCUCCAACUAUUCCUCUGGGAGACACGUGCGAAGUUACAACUACCUUCAAGGAGAUAUCCGCUUCAGGAAACUCUUCUCCUUCCACAAGUAUUUCCUCAAGAUCGAUGACACCGGCAGGGUUAGCGGGACCAAGAAGAAUGACUGUCCUUACAGUAUAUUGGAGAUAACAUCUGUGGAUGUGGGGGGGAUUGUGGCCAUCAAAGCCAUCAACAGCAAUUAUUAUUUAGCCAUGAGCAAAAAAGGCAAAGUAUAUGGCUCUAAAGAAUUUAAUAUAGACUGUAAACUAAAAGAAAGAAUAGAGGAGAAUGGCUACAACACGUAUGCAUCUCUGACAUGGAAAAAUAAUGAGAGACAAAUGUUUGUGGCACUAAAUGGGAAAGGAACCCCAAAGAGAGGACCAAAAACGAGGAGGAAAAACAUGAACGCCCAUUUUCUCCCCAUGCCUUUAUAACAUUAAAUGAAGGAUUUGAUGAAUUUUUCGACUGCGGUCUUGUGAAGAACAUUCUAAAGAACUUUCUACAGUUGUAAAAGAAAGAUGUUUCUGGUGAACCAUGAGCAUCUUAGGACUUAUGAGGACAUUUUUUGUUGGUACAGUGUCAUACAUGUGACUAUGGUGGGAAUUAUAAAAGCUGAAUCUCCAGCUUGAAGAAACUUGUGGUGGGAAAGUUAUUUAUGGAAUACUAAGUCAAAUCCAAGAUCAUCAAUACUUAUUGGGGCCCAAUGAUUCAGCGAGAAGUCAUCCAUAUAAGCAAUUACCAGAAGCAAUUGGGUCAACAUUACAGGAAUAAUGGAUUUUUCUGACUAGACAUCCAAAAGAAUGUAUAGGAUCAAGAUGUGUAAACAUGAUCAAACUGUUCUAAAAAAUGACUAUUGUGUUAUGCCUGUGUAUUUUAUCAUCCCCUAUCCCUACUCUGUUUCUUUGUAAGUUAUUUAUUUAAUAGGAUGUUUACUAUGUCUCUUCAGUGUUUGAGUCGUGUGUCUACAAUUUUGCAUCUGUUUUAAUCUCAUUAUUGAAAAGAGAUGGGGCCUUAUUUAUCAAAACCAAUACAAAAAAAAAUGUCCUUGGUGCCCAAAGCAACCAAUCACAAUAAAGCAUUUAUUUUCCGAGAGUAGAUGAAGAGCUGAAAGCUAAACUCUGAUUGUUUGCUUUGGGAAAAGAGGGCUGUUUUGAUACAUGUGGCCCUUUUUUUCUGCUUAAACAUCAUAAUAUGGGACAAUGUUCUAGUAAUAAAAAAAGUGGAGACAUUUAUACAUAAGAAAAAAAAUAGAAAACACUAUUUAUCAGUCGAUCGUAUAGGCGUUAAAUUAAAAGACAGGUUACUUUGGUGGACAAGCCUAAAUUGUGAGGCUUUGAUUAUAUUUUUUUCGGAAUGAGAGUUUUGUAAGUCAUCUAAUGCCAGAGUAUAUUCAUAUUAGUAAUGCAUUAACAUCUGUCAUUUACAAUUAAUUAUUAUAUUUUUUUUCUACCAUGGUCAUUUUGUAGUUACGGCUUGUAAGGACAUAAAAAAAGGGACUCGCUGGGCCAUAUUAAAUAAGCGGCAUUACAGUUGAUGUCACCAAGAUAAGAGGAGGACUGGCUUUCUAUUGCAUUGAGAUUGGCUCAUGAUGUAAACGUGACAUCAAAUUCUGAUCUGUUUUGUGCCAUUAUAGUGCUGAGUGCACGGCUUCUACAAAAUGAAUGGAUAAUAACCUGUUUCGAUUGGCUUUAUUGUGGAUGGGUCAUAUCAGGGGUGUAGCUAGGUAGAAAGGCUGGUCUGGUGUGUCGUGUCAUUCCCCCCCCCCCGGGUACCAGCAGGGGGGCACCAACAAGCCACUCUGCUUUGGCUAGGAUAUUUAGUUAGAGAGCUAAAACAUAGCACCUAAGAAGAAAAGCCUAGCUAUGACCCUCGGGAAAUAUAGUAUUAUCUUGUGGCAGAAAUUAUAUCGGUAUCAUAUUUACCGCUUUUAUUACAGUACUGUGUGUACCUCUUUUUAGAUAAUAUAAGCCAAUGGUCUCAGUUGUAAUGCUGUGAUAAAGUAUAUAAUGCCUGAUGUUUUGUAAGAGUCUAUAAUCUGAAUUCUACAUCAAAAUCAUCGUAGAAUAUGGAAAAAGAAUCUCUGUAUCGGAAUAGAGUUGAAGAACUUAGGAAAAAGAUAUAAAUAUACCGUUAUAUACAUUAAGCGCAAUUUUGCCUAAAAAGUGCAUAUGACUUGAUUAUGUACGUUGUUUAAAUACAGUCAUAUUUUAAGACCAUUGGAUAAAUAUAUAUAUAUAUCUAUUUUUGUAAUAAAAAAAUACAGAUAAUAAAAUAACUAAGAUUGAAUACAUUUAAAUUAAAUAAAUAUUGUUGCUAUGUCAACAAUUUAAUCUUUUUAUCUGAGACAAUGAAAAUAGACAGCAGCCCCUAGAGUAUAUUAUGUGAAGCAUUAAAAAAAUAUUUAAAAAAUGGCUCUUAUUCCUACCAUCUAUUUUAAAUAUUACAAAAUGUCCAAAUAUGUCUUCCUUUUUCAAGACAAAAUCAACUUAUCUGAAGAAGACUUGUCAGACAUGAAUCAGCCCUCUCGCCCAUUCUUCUUGUCUUCAUCUAAAGAAAUAAUACUAAAAAUAUAUCUUUUAAAAUAAAUACAUUUUUGCUAAUUCUCCCAGAAAUGAUCCACAUUAUCAUUGUAUAGUUUUAUUUUUAUGUCCUCCCUUUCAUAAAUAAGUCACACCAUGUUUGGGUAAUAUUUGGCAAGAACGGUCAUGUGAAUUUAUGCCCCAGGCAUAUGCAAUUGUAUGCCUAUCCAAUUGCAUACAUCUGCCAUUGAUGUAAAAAAGUUGUUUUAUAAAAGCAAUCCCCAUCCAAAUGCCCUAUUAAGACAUAUGGAUAUCAUAAGGUCUCCCCCUUCCUUAAAGGGGUACUUUGCUGCUCAGCGUAUGGAACUAACUGUUCUGAAUGCUGGAGCUGGCAUCGGGAGCUCAUGACGUCAUAGCCCCACCCCCUCAAUGCAAGUAUAUGCCACGCCCCCUCCCAUAGACUUGCAUUAAGGGGGUGGGGCUAUGACGUCACAAGCUCCCGGCGCCGGCUCCAGCAUUCGGAACAGUUUGUUCCAAAUGCUGAGCAGUGGAGUACCCAUUUAAGCCAGAAUGGAGAGCCACUUGAGAACUGGACGUUUCCUAUAAUUAUGAACUGUCAUGUAACGAUUGUAUAAUACAGUCUAAGCCCCCAGCCUGACAUAAGCGCAGAUUUCCUGGAUCAGGGCUUGUUUACCGAGCCUAUUACAUGGCUGGGAAUUGGGUAUCUAGGGCCACACAAACAAUCAUUACAUUGUUUAUGUGGCCCUUUACUUCUUCAAUUCAUCAGACACACAUUCCCUAUUAAACAGGGCAUUGUGUGGCCGACAAACAACAAUGUCAAAAUGUGAGAUCAGCUGAUGAUGGGGCUUUUGCUCAUUCAUUAGCUGAUGGUUGGACCUAUUAUAUGGGCUAAUAGGACCCUAAUACAUUUUUGCUGCAGGGGAAGCCUGGCAGGCCAUGCCUUCCACCUGCAAAAUCAGCUAAUCCCCAUGGGUGGUUAAACCAAACUGAAAGGGGUUGUCUCCGAUUUGAUUUGGCUUUUGGGUCCAUGCAUUACAUAUUUCGGGUAUACACAUGGAUGGCCAGCAUGAAGUGUUACGAAUGAGUCGACAGAUGGGGUUUCACUUGGCAAUAACAUGGUCACCAAGGAUUAAAGUGCCCGUACACUAUGGUGAAAAGUUGGCCAAAGCCACUUCGGCCUACUCUUUACUGUCUAUGGGGACUUCCUGACUGCGGAGAGAAAGGGCUGGACAUUUUGGAAUUCAAGUGUUAUCUAGUGUUAGAUAAGCUACAGCCCAAGUUGUCUAAUAGCAGCUUACCCCAUCUCUCUCCACUACAGCACUUGAACCUUGCCGAAUAUUCAUGUGCAUUGGGAAAUGAGAAUAGAUAGCUGCCGGCUGAACGAACAUUUUGCCGACAGCUAUUGCAGGUGUAUGGCCACCACUACAGAAUAUGUAGCAAUCAGCUGAUUGCCCAAUUGGCUUCCAUUUAAAAAAGGGUUGACUUAUGUAAAAUUGUACACCCUUUGACAACGCUUUUUAAUACAGUUGAGACAAAUCUGAACUAAUGUAUACUGGCCAAAUGGGCACUCUUUUGACAUACAUCAGGCUGAUCAAAAUCUAUGGUCUGGUUGCCAUAUUCAUCGGUAUACAUACUCAACAUUGACACCAAAACAUGCUAUGAACCAAUGUAUUUAUUUAAACCUUUCUUUUAGAACAGAUGAGAACAUCCUACCUUCCAGACAUACCACAGGCAUCACAUGAUUACACAUACGAGGUUCUUCCCCAGUGUCCUUCUAAGAUAAAUGUAGUCUAAUAUUAUUAUUUUGUUAAAACACUUUAUCUGGUAAUAUGAGAUUAUAUUGAUGCUGCAGUUUUAUCUUCAAAAUUUCUUGUAAAAAAUAUGUUUUAUUUUUAUUCUUUGGAAACUGUAUUUUGGUACAAAUGAGAUACUAAUGUGUUUUUACUAAAAAUUUAACCACUAGAAAUACUGGUCGUUUGUGGUUUUAUAAGUUAUUUGAGUCAAUGCUUUUUACCAGCACUUCCAAUGUAAAAUCUUUUAUUUAAAUACUAGCUGUUUUAAAGGAGCUUUCCCAUAAAUUGCAAAAUGGUUAGAUUGUGCGGUCUUCCUCAAUAAAGCUGAUA
Molecule: messenger RNA, 5446 nt
Organism: Hyla sarda
Lineage: Eukaryota; Metazoa; Chordata; Amphibia; Anura; Hylidae
Gene: FGF10
Product: fibroblast growth factor 10
Exons: 3
Coding region: 624-1217 (197 amino acids)
Biological process (GO): animal organ morphogenesis; fibroblast growth factor receptor signaling pathway; positive regulation of ERK1 and ERK2 cascade
Cellular component (GO): cytoplasm
Molecular function (GO): chemoattractant activity; type 2 fibroblast growth factor receptor binding; growth factor activity
Source: RefSeq, a predicted model, not a curated record